GAUAGCAGAGGUUAUGGCUUUCAAGAGAGACAACGUAGUUGUGUCAAAUAUGGAGCUUGAGAGACUUCUUAGCAUGAAAGGAGGCAAAGGUGAGGGAAGCUACGCCAAUAAUUCACAAGCUCAGGCUAUUCAUGCUCGUUCCAUGCUUCAUCUUCUAAAAGAAACCCUAGACAGAGUUCAAUUGAAUAAUCCUGAUGUUCCCUUUGUGGUUGUGGACUUGGGUUGUUCUUGUGGCAACAACACCAUCUAUGUGGUGGACGUCAUCAUCAACCACAUCAUCAAACGAUAUGACGCCUUAGGUCUCGAUCCGCCGGAGUUUUCAGCUUUCUUCUCCGACCUUCCAAGCAAUGACUUCAACACUCUCUUCCAGUUACUUCCUCCUAUGCUCACCACCACCAAUUAUGGUGUUAGCAUGGAGGAAUGCCUGGCCGCCAAUAACCAUCGCUCCUACUUCGCUGCCGGAGUGGCCGGCUCCUUCUACCGAAGGCUUUUUCCAAUGAGGUCCAUCGAUGUUUUUCACUCUGCCUUUUCCUUGCAUUGGUUGUCUCAGGUACCAGAGAGUGUGUUGGACAAAAGAGGAAGUGGAUACAACAAAGGAAGAGUAUUCAUACACGCAGCAAGUGAGAGCACAGCGAAUGCGUACAGGAAUCAGUUUCAGACAGAUCUGGCGGCUUUCCUGAGAGCAAGAUCCCAGGAGAUGAAGAAAGGUGGAUCCAUGUUCUUGGUCUGCCUUGGUCGGACCUCCAUGGACCCCACAGACCAAGGUGGGGCCGGCCUCCUCUUCGGGACCCACUUUCAGGACGCUUGGGAUGAUCUUGUCCAACAGGGGCUUAUUAGCAGUGAGAAAAGAGACAAUUUUAACAUCCCAAUUUAUGCUCCAAGCUUACAAGACUUCAAAGAGGUUGUGGAAGAAGAUGGCUCAUUUGCUAUAAACAAGCUUGAGGUGUUCAAAGGAGGAAGCCCUCUUGUGGUGAACCAGCCAGAUGAUGCAACUGAAGUAGGAAGGGCUCUGGCCAACAGUUGCCGGAGCGUGUCUGGUGUCCUCGUCGAUGCCCACAUCGGCGACAAGCUUAGCGAGAAGCUGUUCCUUAGAGUGGAGCAAAGAGCCACUGCUCAUGCCAAAGAGCUAUUAGAGCAACUUCAGUUCUUUCACAUAGUUGCAUCCCUUUCUUUUCCUUCAUGAAACAAAGGCCAUAUAUUUUUAAGUAGACUUGAUUAACAAUGAACAAAUAGAUUGAGUUAAUUAUGAGGAGAUAGAUAAUGAUGCCAAAGAUGUGUUCUACAUGAACAAAUUCUUGACAUGCUUGUAUACUUUCAUAUAAUUAGCUUGAUUCACCAAUCAAGUCUACUUAAAAAUUGUUCAUAACAAGAUGAUGAAAGGGCUUCUCUUUUGUGUGGUAUUUUGUUACUUCUAACUGUAGUUAUUCCUUUAUACAUUAUUAUGAACUUUAUGAUUUGUGUCCCAUCUCUUACAUUUGGG
Molecule: messenger RNA, 1480 nt
Organism: Prosopis cineraria
Lineage: Eukaryota; Viridiplantae; Streptophyta; Magnoliopsida; Fabales; Fabaceae
Product: indole-3-acetate O-methyltransferase 1
Exons: 4
Coding region: 14-1183 (389 amino acids)
Biological process (GO): methylation
Molecular function (GO): S-adenosylmethionine-dependent methyltransferase activity
Source: RefSeq, a predicted model, not a curated record